AUUCUGGUCGGAGGUUUCUCGCGGUUUUACCAGAAGGUCCCGGUUUUGCAUUUACAGUUCCUCGUGGAAGGCGGGGCUACGAAUGAUGCUGCCUGGUGAUUGGUUACGCCGCGUUAGGAACGUGGCCACGGGAAAUUGGACCGGGCAAGACGAACAAUGAUUGGUUGGCGGGGUGACUGGCCCGCUUGUGAGGUGGUGGCAUCGGCGGGGAGAGCCAUGGGCCACGCAGCCAAGGUUUUACAGCUCUUUAAAACAUUGCACAGGACCAGACAAGAAGUUUUUAAAAAUGAUGUCAAAGCAUUAAGAGCCAGAAUAAAGAUAAAUGAAGAAUUCAAAAGUAAUAAAAAUGAAACUUCUCCUAAGAAAAUAGAAGAGCUAAUGAAAAUGGGCUCCGAUGUUGAACUAUUACUGAGAACAUCAGUUAUACAAGGUGUUCACACAGACCACAAUACACUGAAAUUGGUUCCUAGGAAAGACCUUCUUGUAGAAAAUGUGCCGUACUGUGAUUCACCAACUCAGAAACAGUGACUUUUCUAGGAUAAAAGCAAGUCUUUGUACUUUUUAAUUUAAAAAAUACAUAACUCUGGAAAAGUCAUGGAAAUGUGAAUUUUUUUUUCUAAGCUGACAUACUGAAAUGAGUGAAUUAAAGAGUAAUUUUACAGUUAAAUUUUACAUUUAAAAAGACAUUACUAAGAAAUAUAGUACUUAAUGAUUUCUAAGGGACAAUAGGUAAGAAGGCCAUCUAUUUUUAUUGAAAUUCAAGCUUCAGUAAAACUAAGUGCUAGGAGUAAACGAAGUAAACUUAGUAAACUUAGUGCUAGGAGCUGGAGAGAAAACAGUGGGUAUGGCCUUGCUUUGUACACAGUUGACCCAGAUUCUCUACCCAAUACCUCCUAUGGUGGUCCAAGCCCCAACCAGAUUGAUCACUGAGCUCAGAGCCAGAAUUAAGCCCUAAGCACCAGAUAGUAUAGCCCAAACCCCAAAAACAAAUAAAUAAAGUAAACUAAGUGCUUAGGGCGGUAUAGUAUAGUCACUUCUUUUUGACCUUGGUUUUACCCUAUGGUAAUGCAAUGUUUUCACAAAUUGGUCAAUUUGCUUCCUUUGUGAAAUGAAUUAUAUUAAAAUUAUGAUUAAAUAGUUUAUUCCAAAAACAUUAAACUGGGUCAAAAAUAAGUUCUCCACAGAGAGUGCUUUGUUUCUUAAAACAAGCCCUAAAGUUGUUUCUGUAGCUAACAAGUAAAACUACACAGUAUCCUUGUAAAGAAAGAAAACGUCUUUGUGUUCCUGUAAAGAUUUAUCUUUGUGUUCCUCUAAAGACUGAUUUUUAAAUCAGUCUUCUGAGAGAAAUAUCAAAAUAAUUUAGGAUUACUAUGGAGUAUUUAAAUCUUCAUUUUUGUUUGCAUGAUUAUUUUGCUUUGGGGUCACACCCAGUAGUGCUUUGGUGUGCAGGUAACUCCUGAAGGUGCUCAGAGAACCAGGUGAUGCAAGGGAUUGAACUCAGAUCUCCUGUAUGCAAAGAAGCACUUCAGUCCAUUAAACUAUCUUUCUGACCCCAAAUCCUAAGUUUUUAAAAGGAUAUACCCAAAUUAUAUAAAAAGUCUUCUGCAAUUCAGUUCUACUUAGGUCACAGAUAGACAUUAUUGUAUGGAUGUAAUUUAUAGCUUUGUUCCCUUAAUUUAGUCAAAUUUGAAUAGCUUUUCUUCUUGCAUAAAACCCAUCUCUGAUGAGAGUGGCAAUAUCACAAACUUAUUGGCAUCUUCUACCAUCAAACCUAUGAGCUAUAACAGCGUAUUUAAUAACUUCUGUUCCUCUUAUCUAUGCAACUUUAUCAUUUUCUUAGUGAACAGCAUAUUCUUUCUCAAUCACUUAUCAGUUUCUCCAUUUAAUGAUGAUACAGGGUUUUUAAUUCUUGUGGUUGUCAAUGCAUGCUUUGUUGGCAGGAAUGUUUCAGUGCCCAGACUAUAAUGUGUCAUCUAAAAAUAUUUUUAAAAGAUAAAAAAUUUUCAGAAUUAUUUAGGUAUAGUAAAUGUAACCAGAGACUAUG
Molecule: messenger RNA, 2044 nt
Organism: Sorex fumeus (smoky shrew)
Lineage: Eukaryota; Metazoa; Chordata; Mammalia; Eulipotyphla; Soricidae
Gene: LYRM7
Product: LYR motif containing 7
Exons: 5
Coding region: 157-528 (123 amino acids)
Biological process (GO): mitochondrial respiratory chain complex III assembly
Source: RefSeq, a predicted model, not a curated record